ACAGUUGGAGACGAGAGGAGAGGCUGGGGCUGAAGGACUGUUGUGUGCGGCAGAGAUCAUCAUGACAGAGAACCUGAAAAAUUACAAGAUCAUCUUCGUUGUGGGUGGCCCCGGAUCAGGCAAAGGAACCCAAUGUGAGAAGAUUGUAGCAAAAUAUGGCUACACCCACCUGUCCACCGGGGACCUGCUGAGGGAAACGGUCAGUUCUGGCUCGGAAAGAGGCAAGAAGCUCUCGGCCAUCAUGGAGAAGGGUGAACUUGUUCCUUUGGAAACCGUGUUGGAUAUGUUGAAGGAUGCCAUGAUUGCCAAGGCGGGAUCCUCCAAGGGCUUUCUGAUCGAUGGCUACCCCAGGGAAGUGAAGCAGGGCCAAGAGUUUGAGAAGAAGAUUGCGCCACCUACGCUGCUGUUAUACAUUGACGCUGGAGCCGAGACGAUGAAGAAACGUCUGAUGAAACGUGGAGAAAGUAGUGGGCGUGUUGAUGACAACGAGGAAACGAUUAAAAAACGUCUGGACACUUAUUACAAAGCCACAGAGCCCGUCAUCGCAUUUUAUGAAAAGAAAGGUAUUGUCAGAAAGAUCAACGCUGAAGGCAGUGUGGAUGAAGUCUUCCAUCAGGUUGUUACUGCUGUGGACACCUUGAAAUGAACCAUUGUCGGAAGUGGAUACUAUAUCUCUCCCACUCAGCAUUUUGCCCCUGCCUCGCUUUCAGCCAGUCACUGACCCGUACUGCAACAAUCAGUUAAGUUUAAAAUAAAGGUCCCAUUUUUUGACCU
Molecule: messenger RNA, 774 nt
Organism: Callorhinchus milii (elephant shark)
Lineage: Eukaryota; Metazoa; Chordata; Chondrichthyes; Chimaeriformes; Callorhinchidae
Gene: ak1
Product: adenylate kinase 1
Biological process (GO): nucleoside triphosphate biosynthetic process; ATP metabolic process
Cellular component (GO): cytoplasm; cytosol
Molecular function (GO): AMP kinase activity; nucleoside diphosphate kinase activity; ATP binding
Source: RefSeq, marked provisional